AUGGCCGCCUCCCCCGCCCCGCCCGUGCCGCCCGUGGCCGCGCGCUACGCCCCGCCGCCCGUCGCUCCCGCCCCCGGCCCGCCGCCCGCCCCCGGCCCGCCGCCCGCCCUCGCCCGCCGCCCGUCGCUCCCGUCCCCACCCCCGCACCGGCCGCCCACCCGCACGUCGCCGCCGUGGUCGCUGCGACCCACGUCGGCGCGAGCGGCGGCGUGCGGGGCAUCACCUCGUGCCGGCCGUCGCCCCCGCACCGGCCGUCGCUCCCGCCCCCGCCCCCGCACCGGCCGCACCACCCGCACGUCCCCGGGCACGGACGAAGGUGUCCUCCGGUGGUCCUCGUGCUGCCAAGGCCAAGGCGGCUUCCUCCCGGCGCCGAGGAAGGCCGUGGCCAAGAGGAGGGCCCCGGCAAAGCUGCCGAUGGCCGCCGCCGUGCCGCCCGCCCCGGCCGCCCGGAGGUGUUCGACGAAAUGGCCGCCCGGCCGCCGUCGUGCCGCCCGCCCGGCCGCCGCCGUGCCGCCCGCCCGGCCGCCGCCGCGCCGCCCCGCCCCGGCCGCCGCCGCUGCGCUUCGCCCCGGCCGCCGUGGAGGAGAGGAUGCGGAGGGAGGAGAUGAGGAGGAGGAGGAUGAUGAUGAUGAAGACAUCACAGAGAUACAAGAGGAGGCGUUCACCGCCGUUGCUCGCCCCCCCCCCGUCCGCUCGUCGAACUACACCGACGCGGAAGAUAUACUCUUGGUUCGAGCUUGGGCGUCGGUGGGGUUGGAUGCGGGCAUCGGUACCGACCAAACCGGUAAACGGUAUUGGCAGCGCAUCGAGGACGCCUACCUUAAGAUGAAGCCGAAGAGGAGUGGGUUCGCUUCUCGCUCAUUCCGGUCGCUUCAAGGCCGGUGGGACUUGAUGAAGCCGGCAUGUGCGCGUUGGAGUGCCGCCAUGGACCAAGUGAUGGAUGCGCCGCCGAGUGGCACCGUGGAGAGUGACUAUGAGAAGAUUGCCGGCUUGAGGUACAAGGAGAUGGCCGGCUCCAAGGGCAAAGAAUUCCCAUUCAAGCAUGUUUGGUCAAUUCUUCAGACAUAUGACAAGUGGAAGUUGAGAGAUGAUGAAACCGCACCGAAGAAGUCCGCAAUGCUUGACAUGGAUGAUCCGGAUGUUGAGGAGAGGAACUUGAACAAGCCCGAGGGAACCAAGAAGGCCAAGCUUAGGGUGAAGAUGGAAGGAGAGGCGGCUAGCCUAAGGGAGAAGAUGGAUCAUAUGAUGAAGGCAAGAGAGGCUUUGGCAACCAAGACGUUGGAGACAAAGCUUCUCAUCACCGAGCAAAAGAAGGUGGUCAAGCUUGCACACAUUGAAGCAAAGCGUGAGGAGGCAGCCCGCAAGGCCGACUUGGAGGAGAGGAUGCUCAAGGUGAAAGAAGCAAAGGUAUGGAAAGAACUCAUGGUGGAAGAGAAGGAGCACAUGAUGAUGUGCAAGAAAGACAUGGAUGAAGAGCAAUUGCAAUGGUGGAAGGAGUACAAGGAGGACAUCGCCGAGAGGAAGAGGAUGUUCCGAGGGUCCUCCUCUACCUUUGUAGUUGACACUACCAUGAGCGAUGGCGGUGUCGACAACUCGCAUGAUGGUGGGGUUUGAUGGUGGUGGAGUGGCCUAGCAUAUGGCACCGACGUGUAAUUUUUUGGUGAUGGUGCCAAGGAGAUGGG
This is a messenger RNA of Lolium perenne, 1682 nucleotides long. The record is from RefSeq and is a predicted model, not a curated record. NCBI's taxonomy places the organism in Eukaryota, Viridiplantae, Streptophyta, Magnoliopsida, Poales, Poaceae.